Messenger RNA from Sorghum bicolor (sorghum), 3262 nucleotides. RefSeq lists its product as uncharacterized. Gene Ontology annotation, molecular function: ATP binding; nucleic acid binding; protein binding. The coding region runs from base 163 to 3063 and encodes 966 amino acids. The transcript has a single exon. NCBI's taxonomy places the organism in Eukaryota, Viridiplantae, Streptophyta, Magnoliopsida, Poales, Poaceae. The record is from RefSeq and is a predicted model, not a curated record.
CCGUUCGUGCACGCACCGCUCGGACUCCUGCUCCGUGUCGAACACACCCGCCGCGCAGUCGCCUCAAAUUCGGGCCGGGCGCCGCCGCCGACGGACAGAAAGCGCACUGCGAUCUCUCGAGAUUCCCGCGCUCCGCUUCCGUUCCCUUCCCCGUCGUCAGUAAUGGCGGCACAGGAGCGCUCCGUGGUCCUCCCCGUGCGCGCGCUCGACGGCCGCGCCACGUCCGUGCGCCUGCCCGCCACGGCCUCCGUGCGGGACCUCAAGGCGGCGCUGCGUGUCUGCUUCCCGCCCGCGCAGGCCGCACCGGCCUUCCACCUCUUCCUCCGCGGCGGCAAGCUCCUCCUGGACGCCAAGCUCGCCAACCUCUCACUCGCCCGCGGCGAGUUCGUGUCCCUCAUCCCCUUCACCGCCAAGCCCGCCGCGCCGCCGACGGCGAGCGCCAAUCCGAACCCACGUGCCGGCCCCGCCGUGUUCCCCGCGGCCAAAAGGAGUAAGCUUUCUUCGUCCUCGAUGUGGCGAGGGGAGGAUGUGUACGCCAAGAUCGCCAGGGUGCCCGUCCACGACCCGGCCUCGCCGUCCUUCUACUGCCACGGCGUGGAGCCGCUGGACCCUGCUCGGAUGGUGGAGCACCUCAAGCAGGGGAUCGGGAAGCACGGCCAGAUCAGGCAUGUCCAGGAGAUCCCCGGCCGGGAGGCGUCCUUGUGCCCGCUCCCGUCUCACCUCUCGCAGCGCACCAGGGACGCGCUCAGGACCAUCGGAGUGACGAGGCUGUACAGCCACCAGGCCCAGGCCAUCAAUGCCGCCGCCUCCGCCUCCGGCAAGAGCAAGCACGUGGUGGUGUCCACCUCCACGUCCAGCGGCAAGUCCCUGUGCUACAACGUCCCCGUGCUGGAGUCCAUCUCGCGUCCCGCCGCGGCGUCGUGCGCGCUCUACAUCUUCCCGACCAAGGCGCUGGCGCAGGACCAGCUCAAGACGCUGCUGGGGAUGAUGAAGGGCGCCGACGGCGGCGAUCUCGGCGACGGCGUCGUCAGCAUCUACGACGGCGACACCCCGAUGAAAGACCGCGCGAGGAUCAGGGACGGCGCGAGGCUGCUCAUCACCAACCCGGACAUGCUGCACGUCUCGAUCCUGCCGUGCCACGCGCAGUUCCGGCGGAUCCUGUCCAACCUCGAGUACGUCGUCGUCGACGAGGCGCACUCCUACAGGGGCGCCUUCGGCUGCCACACCGCGCUCAUCCUCCGGCGGCUGAAGCGCGUCUGCGCGGACGUGUACGGGAGCCACCCGACCUUCAUAUCCUGCACGGCGACACUGGCGAACCCCCGGGAGCACGUCACGGAGCUCGCCGGCCUGGAAGGCGACGAGGUCGAGCUCGUCCAGAACGACGGCAGCCCGUGCGGGCCCAAGCACUUCCUCCUGUGGAACCCGUCGGUGUCGAGGCAAGGGAGGUGCCCGAGCGCAGCACAGGAGGUCUCCCACCUCUUCGCCGAGAUGGUCCAGCACGGGCUCCGGUGCAUCGCCUUCUGCAAGACGAGGAAGCUCUGCGAGGCCGUGCUGGCGCGGGCGCGCGAGAUCCUCGAGAAGACCUCGGCGGAGCUCGCGGACUCCAUCUGCGUCUACCGCGGCGGCUACGUCGCCGAGGACCGGAGGAGGAUCGAGGCCGGGCUCUUCGGCGGGACGCUCCGCGGCGUGGCGGCGACGAACGCUCUCGAGCUCGGGAUCGACGUCGGCGGCAUCGACGCGACGCUGCACCUCGGGUUCCCGGGGAGCAUGGCGAGCCUGUGGCAGCAGGCGGGCCGAUCCGGGCGGAGGUCGAAGCCGUCCAUCGCCAUCUACGUCGGCCUCGACGGCGCGGUGGACCAGUACUUCAUGAGCUUCCCGCACAAGCUCUUCGGCAAGCCGGUGGAGCACUGCCAUGUCGACGCGCGCAACCGCAAGGUCCUGGGGCAGCACCUCGCCUGCGCUGCUCUCGAGAAGCCGCUGUGCCCGGAGCACGACGAGAGGCACUUCGGUCCCGGCAUGGACGCUGUCAUGGCGACCCUGCGAGAUCAGGGCCACCUGACGAACACCAGCAACAGUCUGGAUCAUCAUUCAGGCGUGUGGAAGUACGUCGGGCCUGACAAGAACCCUGCUCGCACGGUGAGCAUACGAGCGAUCGAGCACGACAGGUACAAGGUGGUCGACAAGCAGGGCUACCGGCGGGUGCUGGAGGAGAUCGAGGAGAGCAAGGCUUUCUUCCAGGUGCACGAAGGCGCCGUGUACAUGCACCAAGGUGUCAGCUACUUGGUGGAGAAGCUCGAUCUGUCGUCGAGGACGGCGUACUGCCGAGCAGCACCUGAUCUCAAGUACUACACCAGAGUUCACGACGUCACCGAGAUCAACAUCCUCCAAGUCGACGGCAAUGGCGAUGGAAUUGCUACCGGUGAUGAAAAUGCAUCAUCAUCAUCCAGAGGCAGAGCUCGAUCAAGCGAUUGCAGGGUGACGACGGAAUGGGUGAGGUUCGACAGGAUAUGGAGAUCGAACGACCAGAUGUCCGACAGCAUCGAGCUGAACCUGCCUCCGUACUCCUUCCACACACAGGCGGUCUGGGUGAGCGUUCCCGUAGCGGUGAAGGCGGCCGUGGAGCAGAGAGGCCUGGGGUUCGACGGCGGCGUGCACGCGGCGUCGCACGCGCUGCUCAGCGUCCUGCCGCUGCGCAUGAUUUGCGCCGCCUCCGACCUCGGGACGCGGUGCGCCGCCGCCGCGGCGAGCGGAGGCGGGAGCGGGAGCGGAGCUCCGGGUGAUGGUGGUGAUAGCGCGCCCGGGGUCCUGCUGCUGUACGACAAGCACCCCGGCGGCAUCGGCCUGGCGGCGCAGGUGGAGCGCCUCUUCGGCGAGCUGCUGGUGGCGGCCCUGCAGCUCGUCUCGGCGUGCGGCUGCGCCGGCGCGGAUGGAUGCCCGAGCUGCGUGCAGUCGUUCGCGUGCAGCGGGCACAACAGGAACCUGGAUAAGCAGGCGGCGGUCAUGAUUCUCAGGGGAGUGAUUGAGAACGAGAGCGGCGGCUGCGGCGGUUCUCGGCGGAGGUGAUGAUGUGCAAGAUCGAGAGCCGCGAGACGGCAUGCAUGGCUAAGCCAUGGAUAGCGUUCUUUUCUUCAUCAGGCAUUGUUUAGUUCACCCAAAAAUCAAAAAAAAAAUUUAAGAUUUCUCGUGACAUCGAAUCUUGUGACACAUGCAUUAAACAUUUCCACUAUAAUUGAAAACUUCUUGGGCCGUUAGACCCGACAAA